Protobothrops mucrosquamatus (brown spotted pit viper) is the source of this 439-nucleotide messenger RNA. Its product is annotated as protein S100-A12. Gene Ontology annotation, molecular function: calcium ion binding; transition metal ion binding. The transcript is spliced from 3 exons. Lineage: Eukaryota; Metazoa; Chordata; Lepidosauria; Squamata; Viperidae. The coding region runs from base 58 to 345 and encodes 95 amino acids. The record is from RefSeq and is a predicted model, not a curated record.
UCCAGGACCAACCUUGCUCUCUUAUCUAUCAACGUGGGAGAUCAGAAGCAAAGCAAAAUGUCUAAGACUCAGCUGGAAAAAUGUUGCGACUGCAUCAUGGACGUCUUUCACAAAUAUUCCACUAUAACGGAACAUCCGGACAUGCUCUCCAAGGGAGAGUUUGCCAACUUGCUGAGGGAGCAGCUUCCAAACUACAUUCAGAGCACUAAGAACACCGAGGCCAUGGACCGCCUCUUCAACGAGCUGGACAAGAAUAAGGACCAGAUGCUGUCUUUUGAGGAGUUCAUGACUCUCGUGGGGAGAUUCAUGAUCCAGUGUCAUGAUGACUUCCACCACAAACACUGAGCCAGCGGCCGGUCUAAUCAGGGUCACCUCUUCGAGGCUUCUGGGCUCAGCCCUGGGGGGCCCAGAAUAAUAAAGAUUUUAAUCUUCCCCAAAA